Molecule: messenger RNA, 2832 nt
Organism: Ordospora colligata OC4
Lineage: Eukaryota; Fungi; Microsporidia; Ordosporidae
Product: ubiquitin carboxyl-terminal hydrolase
Exons: 1
Coding region: 1-2832 (943 amino acids)
Biological process (GO): protein deubiquitination; regulation of protein stability
Cellular component (GO): nucleus; cytosol
Molecular function (GO): cysteine-type deubiquitinase activity; cysteine-type endopeptidase activity
Source: RefSeq, a predicted model, not a curated record
AUGGAUACAAACUGGAUAGUAAAGAAGCCAUCGAAUGGAUCGAAGAUAGAAUCCAAACAGUUUUUAGCACAUGGGCAUGGGUGGAAGAUGGUUUUAUCGAAUAAGAACAACAAGGUUUAUCUUGCAUUGGAGUACAUUGGAGGUUCGUAUCAUGAUAUAUUUGUGGUAUUCUGGAUUAAUGCUAAUGGACGAGUAUAUGAUGGCCAGUAUCAGUUUUCUAUGUUCAAUGUAGAUACUGGAGUUUAUGUUGAAGAUAGUGACGAGUAUAAUAUUAGAGUGGGAGUGGAUGUAGUGAGUGGGGAAUAUGAUUCGAAGGAGUCGACAGGAUAUAUUGGACUAAAGAACCUUGGAGCAACAUGCUACAUCAACUCGCUGAUUCAGACGCUAUUUGGAAUAAGAAAGUUCAGGAAUGACGUUUAUGCACUGAAUCCAAGCGGAAGAAUGUUGCAUUUGCAAAGGUUGUUCAAGGCGAUGCAAGAGAGUAGGAAGAUGGUUGACACGACGGAGUUUGUUGUCAAUAAUGCAUGGGUUGAUGACAUGCAUGUGCAUCAAGACAUCCAUGAAUUUUCGAAGUUUUUCUUUGAUUUGCUUGAGAAAGAUAGUGGAAACAAAGAGUUUAUUGAGAAGCUUAUACAAGGAGAACAGAUAACCUACAUCAAGGCAGAUUGUGGAUGUUUCCGAAGGAAAGAGGAGAAGUUCCAAGACAUCCAGGUAGAGAUUAAGGACUUUAUGAACAAUAAGUUGGACUUGAGUCUGAUUGAAUCACUGAAGAGAUAUGUGAAAACUGAGCGGUUAGAGGGGAGCAAUCAAUACAGUUGUGAGAAGCAUGGACUUGUUAAUGCAGAAAAGGGAGUGAUGUUUGGAGAGCUUCCUCCAGUGAUUUUUGUAUUACUUAAGCGGUUCUAUUUUAAUCUUAAUACUGAAACGAGAUAUAAAUUAAAUGAUUAUUUUGAGUAUCCUGAUGUAUUGGAUAUGAAGCAAUUUGUGGAUGAGCCUGAAGAGAUUGUGGAUGAGCAGAGAAUUGAUGGUUUAGAAGAAUCAAAGAAUGAGAAUAGAGCUAAUAUGAAUGAAUAUGAACUGUAUUCGGUUAUUGUGCACAGAGGAGAUGUUGAGGAAGGUCAUUUCUAUGCAUACCUGAAGCAUGGAGGAGAGUGGUUGAAAUUCAACGAUGGAGUUGUCACAAAGAGCAGAAAGGAGGAAGUGAUGGAGGGGAACUUUGGAGGAGAGCAUCCGUAUAAAGAUAGAAUGCGUGAAUAUUCUGGGUAUUAUCUUGUAUAUAUCAGGAAGAGUAUGAUCGAAGAGAUCUUGAAUGUUGAAGUUGAGAUUCCUGCAGUGACAGAAGAGAUGUUGAAUAAGGUACAGAGGAAGGUUUCGAUCAAAUGCAUGACUAUUGAAUGUAUAAAGAAUUACAGAGGAAUGGGUUUUUGCAACACAGAGUCUUAUGACUAUCCAUUGAGUGAGCACUUUGAGAUUGAGAUGAGUGAGAAUGACAGUGUGAAGAUGUUGCAUAAUAGUAUUGAGAGGCGGUUGAACAACACCAGAAAGAAGAUAUAUUUGUUUGAAUGUAGCCGUAAGGAAGUGUUUAGUGAAGAAAUUGAGGAUAAGCAAACUGAGUGUGAUGGCGAGCAGGUGUAUGAAGAAGCAAAGAAGAUAAGAAUAGAUGGUGAAGAGUCAAUAGGAGUUAGAUUACAGAUGGAUGUUAAGUUGGUGACUGAUGGAGAUAUUAAUCCUGAUGCAAAUUAUUUUGUUUAUGCAUGUAAUAACAAGGUUGACUUUGAGAAUAGCAAAUUGAUUUUUCUGAAGAUUUUCAACAAUCUUCCGUGGUGCGAGAAUACAUUACCGAUGUCUUUGAGGCUGUGCGCAUGUGUAAGUUUUGAGGGCACUCUUAAGGAGAAUAUGAAUGUGAUACUUGAGAAGACUGGAGCAGAAGAAUUUGUAGUGUUUAGAGAGGCUGAUUAUGCAUCGCCAUUGAGUAUUUCCGCAAGAAUGGAGGAUCUUCCACAAGGCGAUGUUCUUGUUGCUGUGCGAAGAGAGCAUAUUUCAAUAUAUCGGGAUUUUAUGAGGGAUUUCAGUAGACGAGUGUGUGUGAAUGUGCACUGUGGGAUGCAUGGAUUUACUGUUUUUGUUGACAAAAGCUUAGGACUUAGAUCGUUUGAGGAGCGAGUGCAAAAGUUCGUGGGAUCCAAAGACAUGCUCUUGAGUAAAGAAGCUGUAUGUGAGAGCUCUGAUGUGACGACAACAGGUGAAGAUUAUGCAGUGUCUGAUGUUGCAUCUGAGAUUGGGAUGAUGAAUUACUUACAGGAAAAGAAUUCUGUACGAUGUAUUUUAGGAGAAGGCCAACAGAUUGUAUAUGUAACAUUUUGUGAUAAGGAGAUUGAUUACAAUGUGAUUUCGCAUCUGCAUAUAUUUGUGAUGAAGACAGGCAGUACGUCACUUGAGCUGAUUAAGAAUGUUCUUGUGUCGCACUUUAUGUGCUUUUCGCCUGCAAGAGGGCACUCAACAAGGGAUCUGAAGGUGGUGGAUACUGUGAGGGACACGCUGUAUCUUAAGUCGUUUGAUUUGUCGGAAGAGUUCACUGCGAAUGGGAUGUGCGUGGUGCAGGUGUUUUCUGGAAAGGCGAUCAAAACAGCAUACUACACGGGAAUGUACAAGAUAGUAGGUUUUCCGUUCUUUUUGCACACAGAUGCAAAGACUAUUGGGGAAUUCCGGACAACUUACAAGCUGUUUGAAAAGCUGGUGAUGUUUGAUGGGAAGAGUUAUGUUGAUCUUGAGCUUGAAUGUCCGAUGUCAAGAUUCAAUGACGAAUGCUUCUUGCUAAUUAAGAGGCCUUAA